Cyprinus carpio (common carp) is the source of this 1760-nucleotide messenger RNA. RefSeq names its product hepatic and glial cell adhesion molecule-like. NCBI's taxonomy places the organism in Eukaryota, Metazoa, Chordata, Actinopteri, Cypriniformes, Cyprinidae. The record is from RefSeq and is a predicted model, not a curated record.
UGGUUGUGAGAAUUCAUGCACACAUCCACAUGUGUGUGUGAGUGCACAUCCGUGUGUGAUUAUGUUUGUGUGUGUGUGUGUGUGUGUGUGUGUGUGUGUGUGUUUGUCAGCAGCAUGGCAUAGCCCAGCCUCGGAAGGAAUGGGAAGACUCUGAGUUGAGGGACGUGCUCAGAGUGAACAAAUCAUGCUAAUUGUUUUGGGAAGACUGUGAAAGUUAGUCCCAAGAUGAAGGCACAGAAGGAGGCUUUCUCUUGGGCAUCAGCUGCUUUUGCUGCUCCUCUCCUCCUGAUCUUUGCAGUUCUGAUUCAUUCAGCAUGUGUUCAGGGAGUGAACAUCACCAGUCUUGAAACUCUAAUCAGAGGGACGGUGGGUGGAGAAGCUCUGCUCUCCGUCCGAUACUCAAGCACCAGUCAGGAUCCUCCUGUAAUCAAAUGGCAGUUGAAGAGGGACAAACCCGUUACAGUGGUCCAGUCCAUCGGCACGGAGAUCAUCGGUAACCUGCGACCGGAAUACAGAGACCGUAUCCUUGUUUUUGAGAACGGGACACUGCUGCUCCAUAACCUCAGGCUGUCUGAUGAGGGCACUUAUGAAGUAGAGAUCUCCAUCACCGACGACACCUUCACUGGAGAAAGCAGCAUUGAUCUGACGGUGGAUGAGCCAAUCUCUAAGCCACACGUCCACAUGGUCACCUCUACCGUGCUGGAACUGACGGAGAAUUUCACACUAAACUGCACCCAUGAAACAGGCACUAAGACCACCUACAGCUGGGCAAAAGGUGGUCAUCCAUUACUAAACGAGACCCGUCUGCUGCUGUCACCGGACCAGAAGGUCCUGACCAUCACACGUGUUCAGAUUGUUGAUGAUGAUGUCUACAGCUGUAUGGUGGAGAACCCUAUUAGUAGCAUGAGAAGUCUACCAGUCAGACUCACCGUUUACAAAAGAAGCUCUCUUUAUAUCAUAUUGUCUACAGUGGGCAUCUUCGUCCUUGUCACUCUUGUAACUGUUUGUGCUUGCUGGAAGCCGUCAAAGAAAUCAAAAAGACAGAAGUCCAAAACUAUUAAACCAAGAUCUAUUCAACAAAACCAUCACAUCAGGUAUCAAGACGUCAAGCCAGAGGAUGAUGUUAUCCCAAUAAUGAUUGAUCGUGAGCUCAGGAAUCCUGUAUCACUCUACAUCCUAAAAGAGAAGGAUUCUCCUCCUGGCGAACCAGCGUCAAUAUGUGAAACAUGCACCUCCAACAGCAGCAGCCCUCCGAGCUACAGCAGCUCAAUACCUCCUCCAUCCGACUCACUUGAGCUGCCAGCGCGCUCCUCUCGCAGAUACCCUCGCACCCCCACUAAAUCUCCACCGCACCAUCGCCGGAGGAAGGGACAGAGUCAGAGCCCACCAGCCCCCUCCUCGUCUCGCAACCGAGGGUCCGGUCGUGCCUCUCAGCGCCCUGCGUCAUCGUCUCCAGCCAGGAUACCUGAGAAUCGAUCCACCCCUCCACAGGAACCCAGAGGCUCCCCAAAAACAUAGAUGAUAGCACUGACCAUUUUUGCCAAGCACAUGCUGCAAAAAGACAGAUACUCUAUUGACCUGCACAAAUACUUUUGCAUUAAUGUAUGUAAAUUUGUAAAGACACAUAUAUAUGUUUAUGCUCCAAAACUAUGCUUUUCAAACUUGUUUAGCUUUAUCAUAUUAAAGGGAUGAAAAAAAGAGAAAAUUAUGUAAUUAAUUACUCACCCUCAUGUCGUUCCAAACCCGUAAGAUCUUUUUUC